AGGCCCCGCCCCCAACGGCCCCAGACUCCCGAGAGCGCUGAGGCUCGUUUGCUCCCCGGAAGCCGCCCCUUCCCGGGGGCAUGAUGGGCAGCAAGAUGGCGUCUGCCAGCAGGGUUGUCCAGGUAGUUAAGCCACAUACACCAUUAAUAAGGUUCCCUGACAGAAGAGACAAUCCUAAACCCACUGUAUCAGAAGGUUGGAGAUCAGCAGGGAUCCCAUCUCACUCUUCUGUGAUUUCACAGCAUUCUAAGGGAGGUAAAUCACCAGAGUUACUGAUGCAUCCGGGUCCACCAGACACUGCAGAAAUACUAAAAACACUACCUCAGAAGUACAGAAGGAAGCUUAUAUCUCAAGAGGAAAUGGAGUUUAUCCAACGUGGAGGUCCAGAAUAAUGAUCGCGGCUGCUGUUUGUCAUCAGACAAAAGAAUUAUCUUUACAAUAAAGGACUUCCAAAAUGACAUAUGAAAAGUUGUAUAUUAAACAACCUUAAUAAAUCUUCUGCAAAAAGAAAAAAAGAAA
This is a messenger RNA of Fukomys damarensis (Damara mole-rat), 519 nucleotides long. It is a transcript of the gene Kgd4, whose product is annotated as mitochondrial ribosomal protein S36. Gene Ontology annotation, biological process: 2-oxoglutarate metabolic process. The transcript is spliced from 4 exons. Lineage: Eukaryota; Metazoa; Chordata; Mammalia; Rodentia; Bathyergidae. The record is from RefSeq and is a predicted model, not a curated record. The coding region runs from base 81 to 392 and encodes 103 amino acids.